CGUCCACAGACCUAUGGCGGAUCAGGAAAACAAAACAGACAAUUUUUUCUCCUUCCUGAACCUGGUGGUCGGUGCCUACCUCGUCGCGGAUAUCACACAUAUAAAACCUUAUCUCGACAAAGAUGGUGAACCACCUCACUGCUGUGAUGGUAUAUGCAAUCACCCCGAGUGUUUCCCCAUUGUUCAAAGAAAUGGCGACCCGUUCCCUGCAACCAGUGAAUGCAUGAACUUCGUACGAUCCGUGGCGAAAGACAACUGCAAUGGUACCCGUACCCCAGUGAACUUCCAGACCUCAUUCAUAGACUUGUCGCACUUGUAUGGGAUCAGCAAGCAAGAAAACAGGAGGAUUAGGACGUUUACGGGAGGAAAACUGAUACUUCGCAAUGGGCUACUACCUCCGAACCUGGAAGAAACCACAUGUAAACUGAUGGGAUCAUUCAAUAGGGACACCAACUAUUGUCCAUUUUCUUUCAGAGCUAAAAGGGUCACUCCAAUCACAGACGCUAUUCAAACACUGUUCACGAGGGAACACAACCGGAUAGCCGACGGACUCGCGGCCGUGAACCCGCACUGGGGAGACGAGCGGCUCUUCCAGGAGGCUCGCAGGAUACUUAUCGCACAGUGGCAAAACAUCAUCUACAAUGAGUGGUUGAUUAAACUGAUCAGCGUACCGAGUGCUAUAGAGGCGGGCAUUGGUACCAGGGUAUGCGGUUACAAGAACGACUACGACGCCAACGUCGAACCAUCAGUGUUUGUUGAGUUCACGACCGCCGCCAUGCGCUUCGCACACGCGCAAUUACCGGCACUUCUGAGGCUGUUUGACGCCAACUUCAACGCGGUUGGCAACCCGGUGCCCGUCAGUGACAUCCUCUUUAAUGUGGCCACCUAUUUUGACGGCGGCAGCGGAGAAGGCGUGACAAACCUCCUUCGGGCAUUCAUAGCUAGCCCCAUUGGAACUGUUGCUGAUCCAUUCCUGGAACUUGACUACCUCGAUAACCUCUUUCGAGAUGGAAUGGGGGGAAGUUACGAUCUUGCAAGUCUCGGCAUUCAAAGGGGUCGUGAUCACGGUCUGCCGACCUACAACCAGAUGCGGGCCUUCUUCAACCGGUCGGUGGCGGCUACCUUCGCUGACCUUGAAAACAUUCCGAAGGAUAUUCAGGAUCGGCUAGCGAAAGUGUAUCAAUGCCCAGACGAUAUUGACCUUUUCACUGGGGGCUUGGCCGAGGAUGAGGGAGAGGCACUGAGUCUCCUCCACUUUCUUUUCAACGAUAUUGUAACCAUGCAGAUGAAGAGGCUGAGGACAGGAGACCGGCUUUUCUUUGAAAAUAGGGAGGCGGGCUUUACUGAAGGCCAGCUAAACAACCUUCGCCAGUUGAGGCUAUCAAAUAUAAUAUGCGACAACACCUCUGCCGACGAACUCCCUCGCUGGCUUCUCGUUAAUCCCCUACCACAGAUUCCGAUCCAGGCCUGCAGCGACUACACUGCACUCGACUUUGAGCUAUGGCGAGAGAUAGUCUGAGCCUUCCAUCCCCUGCAUGGCUCUCAGCGCUGUGACCAAUGUAUGGCACUUGGUUAUGUGCUGUGGCCACCGGAUGGACUUGACUUGUUUACUAUGAAUGCAUUGUGUAUC
This is a messenger RNA of Mya arenaria, 1630 nucleotides long. RefSeq names its product peroxidase-like. The record is from RefSeq and is a predicted model, not a curated record. Gene Ontology annotation, molecular function: peroxidase activity; heme binding. The coding region runs from base 14 to 1519 and encodes 501 amino acids. Gene Ontology annotation, biological process: response to oxidative stress. The transcript is spliced from 12 exons. Lineage: Eukaryota; Metazoa; Mollusca; Bivalvia; Myida; Myidae.